AUGCAAAUUAUUGUUCGACAGUGUUGUGAUUUCUUGGACAAGGAGUACAUUCAAGGUUGCAUUGACAUCCCGAUGUAUCUUCACCUUCUCAGAUUUGCUGAUUUACAUGGUCUGAAAGACCUAAAAGAAGCUACUUUGUGCAAGAUGGCUUCGGUGUUUAAGGAGGUUUGCGAAAGUGAAGAAUUCGUGUCUCAUAUUGACGCUGAUCAGUUCUUAUAUCUUCUCAGCCGAGAUGACCUCAGUGCUCCUUCCGAGACAUUCGUCUUCAAAUCCGUGAUGCAAUGGAUUAAGCACAAGAAGGAAGAAAGGAUGACAGUCGCAGCCAAAGUUAUCGGAGCGGUUCGUUUGGGGCUGGUCGACACCAAGGAUGUAGUUGAAGAACUAAACACAGAGGAGAUGAAACAAGUGCCGGAGAUUCAAACGCUUAUGUGUGAAAAACUGCUGCAUAGCAACAUGCCUUCGCCCGACUCAAAGUUUGCUGUUGAGAAAACAAGGCCACGUUCAACGACCCCGGUAAGUACAACACAACUUCACUGAUUAAAAAAAGGCUGUUGAUCCUGUAACUACUUUUUAGGAGGGGGAGGGUGGUGGGGUAAGAAAAUUUAAGCAUUUUGUGUGAAUCACAAGGAUCUGAUUACGAUGUUGAUCCCAGUGCUAAGCUGCCGCUUAUGAUCAGUGAUAGUGAUUUGUUUGGUACGGCACUGACUAGACUGACUACAUUGACUACACCAACUGCAUUGACCAGCAAUAUCACUGACUACAACCUACACACAAGCUUUUGUGCUAACUUCAGUGCUGAAAUGUGUAUAUUCGUGACGGUAGUCAUGGAUUUAUUACCAUUUGUUUUCAACCUUUGUUGAAGCGGCAAAUGUAAGGCAAAGCCUACAAAUGUAAUAAAAAUUGACCACAAAUGUAAUAAAACCGGCAAAUGCUAUUUGUGUUUUUCGAAAGAGCAUGCGGCGCUGAAGCGACCCCCGAAUAAACUUGGCAUCUUUUAAGUCCAAAAUCAAUAAGCGCCGCGGCGCUCUUUCGAAAAAUACAAUGUCUUACUGCAUUUAAAGGGCGCCGACCUCAAGUAAGAAUAGCAUACGAGAAGACGAAAAAUAAACAUAUAUUUUCGCCUGCAUUCAUCCCAUUCAAGCGAGAGUGCCGCAUUUCCCAGCAAUACAGCAACGCUUAUUAAUUUUUUCUUGUCAAAUUUUUUGAUAUGUUAAUGUAAACUUGAAGCAUAUCGAUGCAAGUUUAGACCUUGUUUUGCUUUGAACUUUCAUUUCUUCUAAAGAGUAUAGUAUUUAAAUAACUGCUUAUAGUAGAGUACGUGAUACUCACAUGAAUGAUAAAAAUCUAUUAUCUACCUAAGUAGAAUAGAGGAGUUCACGCUCAUAGUUGCAUCAUGGGUAAUAAGGGCAAGAUGGCGGGAAAUUAGAAGAUUUGUAUUAGAAUUCAAAGCCAACUAAUUCUUCCUGAAUUCAUAUGAACUUACAAUCUUUGUUUUCUUCAGCUUCCUGACAGUUGUUUUUCUUCCACAAUGAUUCGUAAACUUUUUCCUCCCUUUCUUUAAGGCUAGUACCAGCUUCGGAUACUUUCAUUAUGUUAGUUAUGGUUUUUUUUUGCCCAUUGGUUUAGUUUGAACCAGAUGUAGAGGUAGAGGUAGAAAAAAAACAGACGAUCGCAUGGAUGUUUUAAUAGAGGUCUUCGCUACACAAAAGUUUCAAAGAGAGCAACCGGACACCUUUCUCCUCCAACAAAUAACGUACAUGACUUGAAAUCCCUGUUGUUUAUAUCAUGAAUAACUUGUACCCUUGUUCAUUUAAAUGCCUGAAAAGUGUAGCUGUCAUGGUUUGCGUGUGGUUGCCACCGUUUUUGUUCUCCAUUUUUUUACUUUAGCGUAGUCUGUUAUAAGUAGCUUGUUUUUUAGUUUCCCUAGCUCAUUUUCCUUGAUUUUGUCGACAGUAUUUUUCUCUUAGCACCGCAUUUUUAAUAUAUUUAGCCAGAAAGACGUACUUUUUACUGUGUUCGGGUUUUUGGAAUAUUUUUUUAACUUUUCUAUAGUUUUGAGUACAAAAUUAAAUCGUCGUUUGCUGAAAACCAUGGCCAUUUUCUUCAAUUUUGUUGUUAAAACAGCUCUAAUCUGAUUGGUUCUUGGUGGUUUCUUUUGUGUUUUCAGCCAAUCAGAAACCAUUUGUAAUUUGCACUUGUGUUACAGAAGAACUGCACUCCUUUCUCAGCCGAUCAGAAUUGAGUAAUGUUUUCGUGUAUAUUAUUAGAGUUCUUUAUCAACUUCUGUUUAAAUUAACGUGUUCUAAAUAUUUCAUAACUUUAGUUUUAAAUUCGGCCUCCUUCACUAAUUUAAUGCUUUUGUGCUGUUCGUCGGCAGGUACUUGUUGCAAUUUUCCCCGGUCAAUGCGACGAGUAUGGACAAUCGCAACGUUGGAGGCGGAAUGAAGGUUUCGUUGCCACUCAAAUGAAGUAUUUUGAAACUGGAAUUAAAUCAUGGAAACCAUUUCCGUCCAUGGCAAGAUUAGUUGAUGUCACUGAAUGCACUUGUGCAGUGGUUGUGGGUAAUUAUUUGUAUGUAGCUAAUGAAACGGAGGGUUCUUCAGUAAUUUUUCGGCGUUAUCACACGGCUAGUAAUGUAUGGGAAAAACUUCCUCCCUUAGUGUCCUCCAGUUCAUCGGAACGGAUACGUUGUUUAUGUCCUGUCAAUGAACAUGUAUACGCAUUUAGUGACUCAGAUCUGGCUCAGAGAUAUAGUUUGUCUCAGAAUGAUUGGCAAGGUGGUUUCGAAUUGCCUUCCUUGAAUAAAAAAGGUCAUCGAAAAAGAUCAGUAUUUGUGACGGCAGUGAGUAUGAAAUCUAAAAUAUAUGUACUUCGUGGAUAUUACAGGGUAAACGCGGAUAACCACGUGUGUAAACGUAAACCGGCCGUGUUUCACUGUUUUGACCCACUGAAAAAUGAAUGGAAGAAGAGGGCUUCAACUAUACAUCCUCACUUUGAAUCGACUCUAUUUGUAGAAAAUAAUAAGCUUUAUGUGGCCGGUGGAAGGGUUUUUGUUUCUGUUGAUCGAAGUUUCCCCAGGCGUGCGAGAGCUGUUGGUGGCCCUGCACCUGUCGAAGUUUAUAAUGAGGGAAGGAACUCGUGGGACGUUGUUGAACAAAACCACAUCCCUUCAAACAACCUCGGUGCAGUGGAACUGUUAGGAGGGAAGGUUUAUUUCAUCAUCAACAAAUUUCCAAUUGACAGUGGCAUUAGAAUACCACCAAAUGAAGUGUACACGAUAUCUUUAGGACAGUGGGAACAUCUAGGAACCAUUGAUGAUGCCGCAGUCUUGUGUUAUCUAUCAGUGAAGAAAGAGAUGUUAAACACCCAGUAGGCUACGGCGAAUCCCCUGAUUAAAUAAGAAAAAAAGAAUCAAACCGAAUUAGGUGUUUCUUUUAAAUGUGCCUCUUGUUUUUUUCAAGUUCCGAAAAAUAUUCUUCUACUUGAGUCAGGCUAGAAAAAAAAACGUAGAUUGCCGAUUUUGAAUUAAAUCGGACGAAGCUUUAAAAGCAAAAGGGAAUCUCUUGAUAGGCGUUACCUUGUCAGUUUGUAAAAUGAAAUGAAAGGUGAUUUAUUACCAAAAUGCUAGAUUUGGGAAUAGUUUUGAGGGAUGCGCUUAAUUUUAGCAUUAAAAUGUUACAAUUCCCUGCUCAGUUCAGUAACUUUGUCCUUCGUUAGGUGGCAAUUGUUUCAAUUAGCUGUUAAGUAGUUAUUUAUCAAAACAUUGACUUGAAUUUCACACUUAAAUGUCCUUGUCCUUCGUAAGGUGACAAUUGUUUUAAUUAGCUGUUAGUAGUUAUUUAUCGAAAAAUUGACUUGAAUUUCACACUUAAAUGUCUUGAUUGAGUCCGCCGUACUCUCUGUUAAUAAGGCCACCCCGGCCCGUUACCACUGGUCCGGACAGUCCGGUCAUUUCUCUAUAUUGCAGAAACUUUAUUAAUGUAAUUAUUAUUAAUUAAGAUCAGAGCCGGACCACUUUUUGGAGUCCCUAAUGGUUAAUACGACUAGUUGAAUGCCUUAUGAGACCGGUUUGCAAGAGAAGCAUUACCGAUCUCUCAAACAGAAACACUCUUUAUAGGAAGUUAAUAUAUAUGGUGGAGGAUCAGGGGAAGGGUCCAAGGGUCCUUAACUCCCUUCCUUAAAUGCACCUUUGAACUUGAGCCAGGGAGUGUUCUCUGAGUCGACUGAAGAAUUGCAUAUCGAGGUGUUUAUGACGUAUUUGGAGUUUACUGGAAAAUUAUGUGUAACGGCUGAAAUAGUGUAUUAAGCACAUGUUUGCAUCCCUCUAGUCUGCUUCACAGCCGUAGUUCCUCGUUUCGUCACGCAACGCUUAGACUGCUUGCAGUCCGCCUUUUAUCUCAUCCAGCGCGAUUGCAAACACGACGUUAUUAUUACAAUAAGGGAUUGAGACCAGACGAGCUUACGCCCUCGUUUCUCGCGGCUUUGCCGCUCGCGUGCUUAGGGUUCGUUUCGCGUGCAGUAACUUUGCAAAGAAAAAUAAGAGACUGCUCGCAGUCUACGCAACGCUCCGCUCCACACACAAAGAACGGCUGUGAAGCAGACUAGGAUCCCUCCGAUAAAAAAUAAAAAUCCUUAAGCCCCCAGUGUGAUAACCCGGAAGUUGCGUGGCACAACUGGGGUGAUAUUAAGGAACUCCGCCUUGCAGACAGACUUCGCGUUGUCUGGAUGUCGGAUGAAACACUGCAUCUGGGGUGCUUUCCAUUAUGCCAAAAAUUUCGGAAAUUUCGGUUGAGAAUUGAAUGGAAAGCUUCGGUUCGAGGGAAAUUUUCCGGCCAACUUGGUCCACCUCCAGAGGUGCUCCUUUUUGCCCCUUCCGUCCGGUCGUCCGACCGAAACUUGCCGUUCUAUUUCAAAAAAUUUCCCUUUUGAGCUGAGAAGUUAUCAAAAUUUGGAUCGAGACGAAAUAGAAAGCCUCAAUUCGGUUGGAAACUUUGUUUCAAUCGAACAGUGUCGUUCCAUUUUCUCUUGGUUUCUGACCAGCCCGGCAGGUCGAGAGCACGCGUAAGGCGCGAGCGCGAGCGGCGAAGCCCAAGGAAUGAGGACUCGAGGCUCUGAGGAAAAAGGACGAACCGCUCGCGGUCUAGGGUCGGGCUGACCGGUCGGUUUGGCAAAAUACUCAAAAUGGAAAACACCCCUGGUGUGUGAUGCGUUAGUCUAACUUCAAGUCAAGUUAGUGAAAUGAAGGGCGCGAUCCAUUCAACCAAAAUUUCAACCGGUCCGACCGGGAAAAGUGGUCCACCUCCGUUUUUUCGAAACUUUUCCGGUUGGUCCGAACCGAUCUAUUGAGUUUUGGACCGAACUUUCCGGAAAUUUUGGUCGAAUGGAUCGCGCCCGAAACCACCAACAACUUUAUUAAUCACUAAAGGUAGAACCAAGACACCUUCUUAUUGAUUUAGCGUAAACCAAGUCAAGACCGGCGGUGUGGAUACGUUACAUUUAGAGAUUUUAUUUUCGGCAAUGACAAGCUUCUAAAGCUUACCACUUUCACAUACUAAGGGCGCUAAUAUUACUAAUAAAAUUAGAUUUUACGUUAAUUAUAUUGGAGGGCACAGACUAUUAAUGUAGAUAUGCUUUAUAUAGCUAAAUCUCUUAAAUAAAUUAGUUUUCAAUACUCGUACAUUUUAAUCUUUAUUAAAAAGAGUCGGUAUAAUUCAACAUAUUGUAGUGAACCUCUUAAAUAUAAUAAAAACAAUCUACUGAUUGAAAGUAAAAUCGUUUGUCGUGGUUUACUGAUAUGUACUGGACACUUGGUGGUAUAAACGAGCACUUAUUGGUCUUCCCUUCAGCCGACAUAAUCCACGGUCAUAUCUAUUUGCACGACUUUUCGCACCCGCGUACCUAAAAAAGUGUCGAACAUAAAUAAAAGAAGUUAAAAAAUAAUAGAAAAACAAAGCAAAGGAACUAAACAGCAGGAAAUAAGAGAUAACGGAAAAAUGGUGGAAUUGUUGCUGCGUAGCGACCGAAGGGAGCGGGCAGCAACAUAAUCAGGAUUUAAAGGAAAUAUAUAAGGGGCGACGAAUUCUCGAAUUCAUCACUUUUUACCACAAUGCAUUGCAUUUAACCAGAGUGCAUUGCGCCACGAACAACUCAAAUAAAAACACGGGGAAGUUCGGUGGGUGAGAGAGUGCAUCGUUCGCUGCUCAGACUUAGAGUUUUCUUUGUGGCAAAUUUUCUACAGCAAGGUUAGAGGUCUUACCAAAUUUUCAGACACGCAGGAGUCUUUCAGAUGAGUACGAUGGUUAACUUGAGGAUUGGAUUUCAAUUCAAGAGCCUUUUUUGACUCAAGAGCUUUUUUUGCUCUUCGACUCCGCAACACGGGGUGUGAAAGUGAGAAAAUGUCAUGCAAUGCUAUUCUUAAGAAACUGUAUGAGCCGAAAAUGGAUGUGAUUUUGACCAUACGCUUCAAAAUAACAGCGGAAAUCGAGAUAACAAAACAUAUGUUUUGUGUCCUACUUUGCAGACGAGGACGUGUAUUGGCGUUUUGAAAAGCAUAAUUAUGUCCUUUCAUUCAUUUAUUGCCAUGGAAUAUGCGUUUACAUUAUUUUUUCACUGUUAAUAGCUCGGUUAAUGCGGCUGGUGAUCAUCUUGCCGGCGGAAGUUUCAUGGAAAAGGAAUAAAGUGAAAGACUUCCUAAAGACUACGUAAUCAGUCUCUGUGGUGUAGUGGUUAAGUGUAGUCGCGUCGAGUCGAAGGUGCCUGGUUCGAAUCCUACUGAGUUAUUUGUUCCUUCUUUCUUUUUUUUCUCGUUUUUUGUGUUGUUGUUUUCUAUAAUAUAUAGCUAAAUAACUGUUACUUAAUAAAGUGCAACAAAAAGCAAGAAAAGUAUUGUGUUUCCAGAGAAAAUAUCGUGCACCGUAUAUUAAAUAUAUGGACAAACGAUUUGAAUUUCUAUUAUUUCCUACAAUUUACUGUGGUAAAACCAGAGUUGAUAACCACUUGAUCAUUUUCUAAACAACGUUCCCACGAGUUCUUUCUAUAGACUGAUAGUAAUUAUUCUAGUACUUUCCAACAUGUAAAUAGGACAAUCAAUGUCAUUUUUGAUUCUUUUAAGUCCCACUGCCUAACUAAUGCCAGUAUCAACAGAAUGUGCCGCAGCAUUACUAUCUUUUAGAUACCCUAGUUUAAAUAUGUUUUUGCCCUCGCCGGAUAAUUAUUCAAAGUAAAAUGCAGGGGAGUUUCUCGGAUUACUUUGCCACACGCGUCAGCCGUAUCAAUUGAAAUACUGAGAGUGAUCAUUACCUCACCAGUUCUGACAAAAACGAUUUGGGAAACGGGGUAGGGUUUGUUUUGAAAACUGUGCGUAGUUCUAGGAAAAUCCAAGCUACACCGGCCCCUGUAAUUCACAUCCAAUAUACCGCGGUGUGGCACGAAAUUUUUGCGGUUUUUCCAGCGAUCCGCUAUUUCGUCAUUCCGGGGUUAGAUUCAAUUAUGAAAUUCAUAUAUUCAUUAUUUCACCUUCAUCUUUUCCGAGUAUAUUACGAACCAAUUUAAUUUCCAGCUCCCAGAUGGAUUGCCAGCUUAACUGGUUAGUGUUUAAGAUUAGUGCACUGCACUGGUAUCGCAGAGGUCAGGGUUCGAAUCCCGGCACGCCUGAAUUGUUUCGCGCUUUCUUUUCGUGAUUGGACAAUUUCCGACUUUAACUGCGAGGGUUUUCUCUACAUUAUUUUUUCCUUUCGCGGCUUAAAUGUACCGAUUUCUUUUAUUAUUUUACCCAUUUUCUAAUUGCCUAUGGGUGGGUGAAUGAUGACGAAAGCUUGCCGGUGCUCAAAGCAGUAAGCGUUAAUUUCUUUUUUACGUGACCUGAUAUAUUUUGCUUUUACCUCACAAUUUUCAACAAGUUUUUUUGAAAAUCUCAAUUAUACAGUACGGAGGAAAUGUUUACAAAAGUCGAUCAAAGUAGAACAAAGGUUUUGCAAUAAACAUUGAGACGGAAAUCUACUUAUUUAGUGAACAAAUUACAUUGAACGAAAAUAAUCUCGUAUCCAGAUCUCUUCGUCGACCAGAGAUCUGCAUGGGUACGAGACUUUGCAAAUAAUUUGAUUUAUAUGUCAUAUUCAUGAACAGUUCUACCAACUAAUCUGCAUUAACAACGCAUUACAAAAACACUUCACGACAAAGAAGCGAGCUAAUUACAUUACCUACUAAAAUCUAUGAGAAAAAGGGAAAUGGUUCAUCGUGUCCUAUUGAUUUUAUAUCUCGAUCUCGGAAUGUAUUUUCUAGUAAAGCUGAAACGGGCAAUUUAAACAAAUUAGUUUUGCUAGAAUUACGAAGAUGCUUAAUCACACUUUUAAGUGAGUUUAAUUCUAUGAUAAUUAACAAAGGCCCUUUGCCUGGUCCCCAGAUUUUCUCAACUCGAUUAAUUGGACCCUUCCUGCAGUGGUCGCUUGGACAGAGAAGCAAGUACUAGGCUAGAAUUAAGACACGCAAGGGAGCCCCAUGACAACUCUCUAUUUAAAAAAAAGGAAUAGCAGGCCUGACGGUAAAAACAGAAACCACACUGAAUGCACGAGUCACGCGAAAGAGGAAAAAUUGACGACGAACCCAAUCCUAAACCUGCAACUAGAUAACACUACUAUAACAAUGCAGGUACCACCAAUCCUUUGUUUUAAGGGAUCUGCUACUUCACGCGGCUGCCAGCUACCACAGUCCCGAGAAAAUCGCCAGCAAUUCACUGUAACUAAAUGGAAUCUCUAGCAAGCAGAUAACCUUUAUUUUAAAAGCAGCCACUUGCUUGCUUAUUUCAUAGCGAUUACGUGAGCUUUUUUUUUAUGAAAAUCAGUUCUUUUCCGGGCUAGGUGUUUUUGAAAACUACGAAAAAACUAAAAACUAUAAUCUAUAUUUCCUUAUUCUUCGGGCCUAUUGGGUUUUACAGGAAGGUUUUGGCCGAGCGGAGACGUAAAUAAACGGCUGUGUAAAUCUUUCAACGAAACCUUUAUUCAGAUGUUAAGUUUUUCCUGUUAACUGGCACGCAACACAACAUUGAAUUUUUGGCCACCCUUCCUAAGCCUUCCCACUCAUCUAAAGAAACAGGAUAAACCUCUGCUGGUGUGAUCCUAAUUCUACUGGAAAACUGUUGACGAUGAAAUAUACACUUCCCUCCACUUCUAUUGCUCCAAGGUUAUUUGGGGGAAUGUGUGGUUGGUCUAGAACAGUCCAAGUGUUGUGUUCCUUACCAUACACUUCAACAGAACCUGUUCAGCCACCGCAUGGUUCCUCAGUAUUUCUAUAGAUGGUGCACUUCAGUUUCCAAAGCAACACAGGGUUUAUUGUUUACUACUAAACUGAGUGGAACCAAAGUGAUUGGUGCUUGUCACGUUUUUGUCCGUUCCAUCUUGAAUCAUUCCCAAAAAGCAUUAUACAUUACUGGUUUAUGACUUCCAGUCAAGAAAAAAAUAUAUGACUUUGAAAAAUUAAAAACGUUUAGGGGAUGGGUUCCCAUGAAUUUUCACGGAACAAUAAAAAAUUGUUACUGAUGGUUUCCCAUGAUCUCUGGGUACGGAACCGAAAAAUUGUUUUCCAUGGGAAAUGAAAUCCCAGGGCUAAUGUGUUUGGACGCCAAAAACGGCUUCUGUGAUAGUAGAAGAAUAGCAACACUAACCUAAAACCAUGCAGAUAGUUCAAAUCAUUAGCACUCAAUACAGAAUUACAACAACAAAAAUGUUUUCUCAUUUUUUUCAAACUUUAAACGUCCUUGUAUGACAUGGCCUAGUUAAUAAAGGAACGAAAAUGAUAGCCAGCAAUUGAUGAACUAUCUUGGCCAAAAAAAAUUGAAUGACGUUGCGGUUAUUGGUCAAACAGCAGAACCAAGAGAACUUAGUCUCGAUAGGACUCAAUACUAUGUUUUUCUGUUCAAUACUGAUUUCACUUUUUAUAAAUUAAUGACGUGGGCUAGGGCACGUGCGAUUUCCCUUUUUUUUCGAUACACCGAUUCACAAAUACCAUAGCGAAACUAGCUAGUUUUGUAUGGAGUCUCAUCAGGUGGUCGCCGACCCAUUAACUUUCUAUGUCACAUUUUCUUGGCAAUACUUUCUUUGCUUCAAAAUAUAAGCAGACAAAGUUAGGUGAGAACUUUGAAACUUAUAAUUUUCUUUUCUCUAGGGGCGCGUUUAGUAUAGUAAGGGUUCCUUCUAACCUGCUUCAUAGGUCUUGGCUUGGCCUUCUCUAAAGCGGACUUAGAACUGUUUUUUAAUAGAGGCCUGUUGUUAUGCAAAAGCGAUUCAUGCAGAAGCAUAUGAAUUUCAGGCACUUGCUACAUCUCUUCUGUGUCAAGUUCUUCAGUCACAUCCCUGAUGUUCACCAAUCCCAGAAGAACCGCUCCGAUUAGCAGCGACAGACUGCUGUCAUCCUAUCUUCCUUCUUGCGUUUGAUCCGCCGUUCUCAUCACAGUUUUGAAGACGAAUGUCUCGAAAGGGGCACUGAGGUCAUCUCGACCAAGAAGGCAAGAGUAUUGUUCAGCACCAAAGUGGGACAUGAAUUCUUCAUUCAGUUCUCAGAAACUUCCUUGCAAUUGACGCCAUCUUGCUCUGUGUAGCUUAAUUCUUAAAGGUCUAUCAGUCCGUGUCAAAUUGUAAUUGGUGCAGAUUUAACAAUAUGUCUGUACUGUACAUCAAAUCGCAGCUGAAGGGUUUGCAAGUAGUCGCAACACUGUUCAAUAACACUUGUAACUUGGAGGUGAUCGGCUACCAUAAGAACUUCAAAAACGUUUUCAUCGUUAUAGAUAGAUAGAUAGAUAGAUAGAUAGAUAGAUAGAUAUUCUGUUUAUUUCACCCACUUGCAGCAAUAACUGAAUUGUUGGGAAGGUCAUUGUCACAUACAAUUAACCAUUUUCAUACAUUCACUGAAAUUUAUAAGUUACAAAGUCAUUAAUUCUUCUGGUAUGACCAUGUUGACGUCUUGGAAGUUGGACCCUCAUACUGUAAUGAGACUCAAAAGCGGCAGGAGAGGGGAUGAUGUUCUUAAGGGGGGACAUUUGGCGUGCAGUAGCCAUAAACCGCUUACAAGCUCCUACUCUCCUGUCACUAAGAGACUCCAGGCCGGCUAAGACCAAGGCUUCCACAUAGUCUACCCGGCCAAAUAUUAUUUUGAGGGCUUUCCGCUGUACAGACUCAAUUAACUCAUCAAGACAUAAAGGGAUCGCAGCCCAAACUGGCGAGGCGUACUCAGCAAUGGAUCUAACAAUACUACAGUAGACUCACACGAGAUCGUUAGUGCCCAGUCCAACUCUCUUGAGGGUCCGCAGCACAAACAAUCGCUUAGCAGCUUUUUUAUGGAUACUGUCACAGUGUUCGUUUCAAGAGAGGUCAUUAGAGAUAAUAACCCCUAGGAGUUUAUAACUAGAUACUCUAUCAAUAACUAUACCAUUAAGCUGAAUCGGCGUUAUAACAGUGGGUUGGUACUUCAAAAAAUUGAUAACCAUAUCUUUACAUUUUUUCUCAUUAAGCCGCAUGUUACGCAUGGAAGCGUAGGUGUUAAUAUUUGCGGCGAUAAAUGGAAGGUAGCUAGGCGAACAUCGAGGAAUAGAUUCAAAUACCGAGGUGUCAUCAACGUAUUUAACCCUAUAUCUCCAGUCCCUACACAGAUUGUUCACUAAUAUGGCGAACAGCAAUGGCGCGAGUUUUGUUACGAACUAACACAACUGGCAGCCAUUGGCGCCGCUGACCGCUGACUCGAAGAUCUCUACCGUAGAUGGAAUCCAGGACGAUCUUCAACGCAGCUGGUGAAAUGCUUUCAUUUUGAGCUCGACAACUUCCUGGUUCGACUCCUUCAUGCCAUGAGCAAACAUGGCGUGAAAGCAGCAAGCACUGUGUGAUGAGCUGAGAAUACUUCUUGCCUCACUUUUUUACUGAGCCAUCAGAAGAAUUUCGGAAUGAGCAACCAUUCUUGGAUCGGUAUAGUCAGAUUUUGAAAAGAAAAGCGGUUGACUCUGAACGUAUGAUAGUUUUCGCGUUACGUUUUUUUCCUCUUUUUGGCAAGUAAUUCAUGGCAGUCUCCAUAGUACUAGGGUAAACACGGGUACACAGAAGAUAUAUAGUGGUAUACAAGGUAUAAGAGAUAACAUAUCAGGGAGUCUAUAUGGAGACUGCCAUGAAUUACUUGACUUUUUUUACGUCUUGAUCAAGUGGCCAUGACACGUUAUGGAAAUCCUUGGGCGCGAUCCAUUCAACCAAAAUUUCCGGAAAUUUCUCUUUUGACGUGGACCACUUUUCCCUGUCGGACCGUUUGUAAUUUUGGUUGAAUGGAUCGCGCCCCUUGAUUCGCUUGUCACGAAACAAUCAUGUACUAGUCUGCGAGCCCACUUUAAGCAACUUUUUAAUGAUAAAAUUAGGGACUGUACAGUACACUGAUCAAUUGCAGCUCUGAAAGUUUUUAAAGGAAAUCUAUUUACGAAUUUUGAUUGUUUAGCUGUUUUUACAAAUCACAAGAAGAGAGCGAUUAACUCUGGAACCGUAUAUCUUUGUUUUUUUUUCGAAUUCGCGCGAUCCUACCUACCUGCAGCGGUUUGGAGAAUGCACAUUAAGUAACACCCAAGAAGGAGGAAAUUUGUAGACAUCAGUUUACGCAUAAAUUAUAUUCUUCCUCUUAUAGAUUUUUGGGCUGGAAAAAAAUUUGUACAAUAGAAGGCAAGAACGUAAAGCAUAUUUUUGGCGUAUACUGAUGGCAUAGCAUACUCGAAUAAGGGUUGAAAUUCAUUGUCUCGUGACAUUCCAUUCAUUCCGAUCGCAAAACAUUAAUGUCAUUGAAUAAUGUAAAAUCAAUAAUAGUGAUAGUAAUACUAAUACUACUACUACUAAUAAUAAUCAUGAUAAUAAUAAUAAUAAUAAUAAUAAUAUCAUUGAAUAAAGUCUACGUGUAAUGCGUCUUGUUGAGGUUAAGAGUUCCAAAGGUGGAAGGUAUGCCUACAUGGAUGCUGAAUCGAGCCACCUUAACCGUAUACAGAUUCGAUUUUGCCUCAUAUAUUAUAUCAUAUAACUCUUGGCUGGGAACCUUGUCUCUGCGACCUUAUUUCUGUGGCUUCAACGGGACGUGACUUACCUGGAACAGUUAUUCCUACACCUACCCUGUUUUAUGUCGUCAAAGAAAACACACGGUGACUGUACAUGUGCUUUCCUGGUCGCUUUUGUUGGGCUUUGGAGAAAAUUACCAGCAACCCCUUCUACCCGCAGCAAGUUUUCUCCAUACAAAUGAGGCCUUGGUUUUCUUUUCACUUUUUUAUCUACCUAUGUUUUUUUUUUCACUUCACAAAAAAAAUAUUGUCUGCGGGACCAUAAUUUAACUACUUCUUUCUCAUUUGACCUAAUAUGAUGGACUGAAAAAGCAAGGGUGGUGUUGCGUGAUCAAUUAGAAACUGCCUUUUCAUUGGUCAUUCUUCAUAUCAUGAAUAAUCAUGCAUGGUCGUUGUUCGAUGACACGUAAGAGAGGACGCUGUUUUGACACUAAUAGCUUCACCAAAAUGGCGGCCCAUCUUUUGUUCAAGUUAGGCCAGUUCAAAGAAAACGGAGAAUUCGUUGACGUUCGUCUGAGGGUGGAUGAGUCCAUCUUUCCUGCUCACCGCAAUGUUCUCGCUGCUAACAGCGAUGCAAUGUUCACCAAUGGAAUGAAGGAAUCAAACCAGGAAGUGAUUGAGCUCAAAGAUGAAAACCUUUCAGCACUCGGUUUUAAGGUCGUAAUGGAUUCCAUCUAUAUAGUGGAGAGCUCUUCAUUGACAAGAAAAAAAAAAGUUUUCGAAGUUCUCAUAACUGCCAACCAUCUCCAGAUGCCAAUCAUUGUUCGACAGUGUUGUGAUUUCUUGGACAAAGAAUACAUUCAAGGUUCCAUUGACAUCCAAACGUAUCUCCAUCUUCUUGCAUUUGCUGAUUUGCACAGUCUGAGAGACCUAAAGGAAGAUUUACAUCGUAAGAUGGCGUCGUUGUACGGGCAGGUCUGUGAAAGUGAAGGAUUCUUGUCCCAUAUUGACGCUGAUAAGUUACUGAAUCUUCUCAGCCGAGAUGAUCUCAAUGCUCCUUCCGAGACAUUUGUCUUCAAAUCUGUGAUGCAGUGGAUCAAACACAAAAAGAAAGAGAGAACGACAGUCGCGGCUAAAGUUAUCGGAGCGGUUCGUCUGGGGCUGGUCGAAACCAAGGAUGUAGUUGAAGAACUGAACACAGAGGAGAUGCAGCGAGUGCCAGAUUCAAAUGCUUAUGUGUGA
Molecule: messenger RNA, 14245 nt
Organism: Porites evermanni
Lineage: Eukaryota; Metazoa; Cnidaria; Anthozoa; Scleractinia; Poritidae
Source: the annotation of a GenBank genome assembly